Messenger RNA from Penicillium roqueforti, 894 nucleotides. RefSeq lists its product as uncharacterized. The record is from RefSeq and is a predicted model, not a curated record. The transcript has a single exon. NCBI's taxonomy places the organism in Eukaryota, Fungi, Ascomycota, Eurotiomycetes, Eurotiales, Aspergillaceae. Bases 1 to 894 code for a protein of 297 amino acids.
AUGAAAGAUUGGUUGAAGGCUAUGGCUACUUUCAUGAAGAAGUUCAAAAGGAAGCGCAGAGUGUCCACAGAGCUCCACUCUCGCUGGGGUGAUGUUUCUAUCACCUAUCCCACGCAAGGGUCCUGGAAUCAGUGGGAUCAAUCUUCUGGUUUCGUCGCGAAUGCAAUAGCGAGCACCAAUAUACAGCCCGAAGCAAAUCAACAAUAUCCAUCCGCCGGCCCAUUACGCCAGCCGAGUUCUAGCGCCUCGAGCAGACGAUCGCGAAGCACGGGUAUCCGAGAACACCAAGUGGGAGACGCUCCAUCCUUUCCGACUGGAUAUUUCGACCAAAACAUACGGCGUCGCGUUGGAGAUAGAGAUACAAAUACACCACCAGGUCCAGGACUCGGCCUUCGUGAUCUGAGGCGUGGGCCAAAUCGCCGACCCUCAAGCUCUAUUGACAAUGACGAAUGCACUACGGAUGAGUCAUGCGAAGAAGAGGAAGAAAGGGAAGAGCGAGAUACUCCGGGCCCACGGAUUGAAUUAAGCCCUCGGGAAUACGGCACGGGGGACGUCUCACACAGAACACGCGACGAUCCCGAAGAUUUCGAUACCCCAGCCAGGUCUCCUCCGCUCUCUGUGACUUCGCGCAUGCGCCGUUGCAGUCUCCAAAGCUGUGCCACAGAGCCUACAACGUCUGUAUCUGGUGGCAACAACUCGAGACGAACAAGCUUUACAGCUGCAUCCUCUAUCUCUGCUCCCUCUAUGCCACCCUGCACGCCUCAGGUUGCGUACAACGCCCUAAAGCAACCUCCCUUCCCGGAGAAAAGAUACCCUCCCCGUACAAAACAUCGGGAACCCGAGUCUGCGCCUCCACAGGAAAUGGUGCCGUCCUAUGAUGAGCUCUAUGGUUGA